Molecule: messenger RNA, 2212 nt
Organism: Tarenaya hassleriana
Lineage: Eukaryota; Viridiplantae; Streptophyta; Magnoliopsida; Brassicales; Cleomaceae
Product: anthranilate N-benzoyltransferase protein 1
Exons: 1
Coding region: 668-2212 (514 amino acids)
Molecular function (GO): acyltransferase activity, transferring groups other than amino-acyl groups
Source: RefSeq, a predicted model, not a curated record
AAUUCAUGGUGCAAUGAAUAUGGAAUUUGUUCAAUCUUUUGUGUUUUAAGACUUGCAAAAUUCGAAAAAAUUUAAGGGGUUCACAUGAAAUAAUACCCCACACCACAAAAUAGAAUAGAAUUGCAUCAACUCAAGAGUGAUUGGCCAUUAUGUACCCAUAGAUCUUUUUGGUGCAAUUUUGGAGUCACUUCUCAUUUGAUUCGCCUAUUGUCCUUGCCCUCUUUUUUGUAGGUCGGUCCAAAGUUGGUAACAUAUAAUUCAUUUUAAAUUCUCUCUCCCUCUCUCUCUCUCUCUCUCUCUCGCUCCCUCUCUCUCUCUCUAGAUCAUUAUAAACACUUGGCAUAGUCAAGUAGUGAUGUUAUAUCCAACAGAUAAAUGAGAUAAUAUCAAAAUGGGCAAUGAGAUUACCCUUUGAAUAUAAUCCAAAAGUCCCUUUCAUUGGCUUCUUACAAUAUCUGCAAUGUUUUCUAUAUCCCCACAACGAGGAUCCAUCAUUAUUCCAAUCUACUAAUCUUCAUCAUCUCAUUACACAGAAUAAAAUAAUAUGUAGUCUUCUCCCUAUUAAGGCCAAAAUACAAAAACACCACUAAAAUAAAGUAAUACUAUAUGCAAAUCUCUCUUUAGGCUAUAUGCAAAUCUAUCUUUUCUCUCAAAACUUCAGAAUAGCAUGACCACUCAUGUGGAAUCAUGUAUCAUUAUCAGACCCGGAUUACACAGUAUAAACCCAUCACGUGUACAUGUACUGCAUAUAUAUAUGUGUGCGUGUGUGUGUGUGAGAGAGAGAGAGAGGCACAAAACAUCAUACUUGUUCUGUAUUUUUGCAUUUGUGUGGCACUCUUCUUGUUUAGUGUCUGAACUCUUACCACAAGCAAUGGAGCCAAAGCAGCAGAAAAUGUUGGAAGUUAGAGUCACCAGAGAGUUAAGGGUCAAAGCCUCCGGCGACUUGCCGGAGUUCCAGACCCUUUUCCUCUCAAACCUCGACCUUCUUUCCGGCCGUUUUCCGGUGACCUACUUCUACUUAUAUCCCAAACAACCAGUUUUAUCCUUUGGUUCCAUCAUUGAAUCCCUUCGGAAAUCUCUUUCCGAAACCCUUACCUACUUCUACCCUUUUGCGGGUCAAAUCAUUCACAACAAAGCUUCUCAAGAACCUGUGAUCAUCUGCAACAACAACGGGGCGUUACUCGUUCAAGCCCAAGCUGAAUAUGAGCUACAGGAUAUUGAUUUCUACAAUAUUGAUCUCGUUCUUCAGGCGAAGCUGGUUCAGGUAAACCCGGAUUUUCCUUUACAGGUUCAAGUGACCGGGUUCACCUGUGGAGGUGUUUCAGUGGCGUUCACGUUUGAUCACGCGUUAGGUGAUGCGAGUUCAUUCGGGAAGUUUCUCAAGUCAUGGUCAGAAAUAUCAAGAAAACAGCCGAUUUCUUGCAUGCCAGACCACCGAAGAGGCCUAAGACCACGUUCUCCUCCGACUUACCAUCCUCUCCUAGACAAAUCAUUCAUCAAAUGCACAGUUGAAGAGAUAAAGAGCAUACCCGUGUCCAAAAAGCUCAUCAAGCGCCUCUAUCACGUUGAUGUCUCGAGCAUAAAGGCCUUGCAAGCUCGUGCCUGUGCAAAUGGAGAGAUCAGGACAAAGAUAGAAGCAUUCUCGGCGUAUGUGUGGAAGAAGAUGGUAGAUUGCAUAGAGAAGAGCCACACAACCUGUAAGAUGGGUUGGUUGAUUGAUGGCCGGGGAAGACUCAGAGCAGCCACGACAAACUACAUAGGCAAUGUCUUGUCUGUAGCUGUAGGAGAAGCAAGUAUCCAACAACUGAAGGAGGAUUCUGUGUCAGACAUAGCAGAUAUAGUUCAUAAAGCAAUAACUGAAGCAACAAACGAAACUCACUUCGCAGAUCUCAUAGAUUGGGUCGAGUGCCACCGUCCAGGGCUGAUGCUGUCUCGGGUAGUUCUUGGCCAAGGAGGUCCUGCUCUGGUCUUGUCCUCUGGACGGCGAUUUCCGGUGGCUGAACUGGAUUUUGGGUUUGGUGCUCCUCUCCUAGGCACCGUCUGUUCCACAGUAAAAAACAUAGGGGUAUGUUACCUGAACCAGCGGCCCAGCGCCUGGAGCAAUGGCUCAUGGACCAUUUCUGCCAUUGUAUGGCCUGAACUGGCUGCAGCAUUAGAGUCGGACACAGUUUUCCAGCCCAUGUCUGCUAAACAUCUUCAACUUCAUACCUGA